Molecule: messenger RNA, 684 nt
Organism: Aspergillus melleus
Lineage: Eukaryota; Fungi; Ascomycota; Eurotiomycetes; Eurotiales; Aspergillaceae
Exons: 2
Coding region: 1-684 (227 amino acids)
Cellular component (GO): mitochondrion
Source: RefSeq, a predicted model, not a curated record
AUGGGGUUUCUAUACAACGAGGAUAUUCGACUACGUGAACGAUAUACCGAAUUCGACCCCGCCGCCCUUCUGCGAGAAGCAGAGAAGCAUAUAGGGACCAGCCAUGGACAGGCUGGCUGCAUCACGAAGCUUGCAGAAGGAGGAUUCAAUCGGGUUUUCCUUUUAGUUAUGGAUGAUGGUUUCCAGGCCAUUGUCAAGAUUCCAUACAAGAUUACCGGGCCCAAACAUUACGCGACCGCCAGUGAAGCUGCCACUUUGUAUUAUCUUCGUUCCAAAGGCAUCCCUGUGCCAAGUGUUUAUGGGUAUUCCGCUACAGAGAAUAAUCCUGCCGGUGUUGAGUACAUCGUUAUGGAAAAGGCUCCAGGUGUUGGUCUGGAGACUAAGUGGUCGAGCAUGAGCAAACGCGAACGACAUAAGCUCGCAUCCACUUUUGUUGAGAUUGAGAGAAAAUUCUUUGACAUUCCCUUCGGCGCUACUGGGAGUAUUUACUUCAAGAAAGAUGUUCCUCCUGAGCUUCAAGCGCCAUUGUAUAUAUCUAAUAUUGGCAAUGAUGCUGAACAUGACAUGCUUUGCAUUGGCCCUACCGCAGAUUACAUGUUUUGGUAUGGGAAACGAGCCAGCCUCGACCUGUAUCGUGGACCAUGUGGGUUUUAUCCGGCAUUACCAUUCGUGGUUUCAGUCUGA